Molecule: messenger RNA, 1243 nt
Organism: Medicago truncatula (barrel medic)
Lineage: Eukaryota; Viridiplantae; Streptophyta; Magnoliopsida; Fabales; Fabaceae
Product: transmembrane emp24 domain-containing protein p24delta3
Exons: 4
Coding region: 227-865 (212 amino acids)
Source: RefSeq, a predicted model, not a curated record
GUAAGCUGCAUAUGCGUCACAACUUCCAAAUAUCCUCUACACGCGCCCCCCUUGUUCUUUUUUUAAACCAACACAAACUUAAUUUAUCAAUCUACCUCCCAAGAAACCCAAACCCUGUUUCCCCAUAAAAACAUUACCUAAACCAAAAGCAAGAGACAAAACUGCACCAAAUUGAAACCAUAUCAGAUCUAGCAACAACAGUGUCUUAUUAUUCUAAGGUUAAACUAUGAAGUUAAGAGAUCGAAGUGGAAUCACUAUGCUGCUAGUAUUGUUAUUGUGCUUAACAACUCUCUUUCUAAAAACAGAAGCUAUAUGGUUGACUAUUCCAAGUUCAGGUACUAAAUGUGUGUCUGAGGAUAUUCAAACACAUGUCGUUGUUUUAGCUGAUUACUAUGUUGUUGCUGAUGAAGGUCUUCACACUAUUUCCGCAAAGGUAACAUCUCCUUUUGGAAACAACGUUCACCACAAUGAAAACGUUACACAAGGACAGUUUGCAUUUACAACUACCGAGAGUGGAAAUUAUGUGGCGUGCUUUUGGAUGGAUGGAAAACACCCAGAAGGUAGUGUAAGUGUCAGCCUUGAUUGGAAAACUGGAAUUUCGGCCAAGGAUUGGGAUUCUGUUGCAAAGAAAGAAAAGAUUGAGGGUGUUGAACUAGAAAUCAGGAAGCUCGAAGGAAUAGUGGAUGCCAUCCACGAUUAUCUAAUUUAUUUGAAGGAAAAGGAAGCAACGAUGAGGGAAGUGAGUGAGAAAACAAAUGCUCGAGUUGCGUGGUUUAGUAUCAUGUCCCUUGGUCUCUGCAUUUUAGUUUCUGGAUUGCAACUUUGGUAUCUACAGUGCUACUUUCGAAAGAAGAAGCUCAUAUAGAUACUGCUGUUUGUAUGAAAUUUCUCAACAGAAUUAUUUUUUCUCAAGUUUUUUAGAAUCUAGUUGAGGUAAAAGGAAACUUGGCAAGCAAUUCAACAAACAAGAAACCAUGAAGAGGCACUCACAUCGACUAGGGCGCCUAACAGAAUGCUUACUGACUUUUGGGAAUUUAAGAAAAAAAAUGGCUUGAAGGGUGUGAAAUGUGUACUUUUUUGUCACCCCUCUUGAAUUUCACUCUGUUUGAAUAUUCCCUCUUUUUGGUUUGUAGUGUUUGUUGAAUCUCAUCUAUUUGUACUAUAGAGCAGUUAUGGCUACUGGUAUUGUCUCAAUGAACUUUACAUUACUACUUAAAUACUACAAGAUUUUUUUUUAAAUGUA